Molecule: messenger RNA, 783 nt
Organism: Paramecium tetraurelia
Lineage: Eukaryota; Ciliophora; Oligohymenophorea; Peniculida; Parameciidae
Exons: 3
Molecular function (GO): lipid binding
Source: RefSeq, a predicted model, not a curated record
AUGGAUAAAUUAUUGAGUGGUGCCACUUUUUUGCCUAUAUAUGGACUAACUGAUAAAUAAAAAUUAGAACAUAGAACCAUCUUCACUAAUAUUUCACUUGGGAAUAACUAAAACUUAGGCACUAUAUUAGGGAUAACAGUUUUAGGAGUGAUUGGCUUUUUGGCCCUUGGAUUUACCUUUUUAGGAGCCAUAGGUGGAGGAGCUAUUGGCAUAAUUUUGGGAAGGUACUUAGGAAGGAAGAUCUCAAAAAAAAUUGCUACAAAAGGGAUAAAUUUAACUGAAUUUGAUAUCUUUGUCAUCAGAGUAAAAGGCUUACUAAAAUGGGUAAACUUCAAUUUGAUGAUUUAGGGUAAAUUGAUUAUGGUCAAGUAUCUGAAUAACAUCAACUUACAGAGGUUUUGUGUUUAGAGAAUUUUGACUGAGAUCAUUUAUUACUAUGUUAACAGUCCACCUUGUGUAGAUAACAGAGAGUUUUGUUAGAAAAGAAUAUUGAAAUACGAUUUUCCAAAGCCUGGAAAAACUUGUCUUUUAUAUUUUAGUGUAGAUCACAAAAAAGCCCCUAAAUUCAAAGGGCAUAUCAGAGCAGAAACAUUAAUUUCAGGUUAUAUUUUAGAAUCUAUACCUGGAGGAAGUCGAUUGUAUUUUUGUUCAAAUAAUGAUGUCAAAGGGGACAUUCCAAAAAGCUUAGUUAACUAUGUAGCUUCGAGAGCCCCUGUUGGUUGGAUUAAUUCAUUAAGAAAAGGUUGCGAAGAUUACAAUAAGAUAAUGCUACAAAUUCAAUGA